Messenger RNA from Platichthys flesus (European flounder), 6396 nucleotides. RefSeq names its product mcf.2 cell line derived transforming sequence-like a (gene mcf2la). Bases 11 to 3901 code for a protein of 1296 amino acids. The transcript is spliced from 31 exons. Gene Ontology annotation, biological process: positive regulation of Rho protein signal transduction; intracellular signal transduction. Gene Ontology annotation, cellular component: extrinsic component of membrane; cytoplasm. The record is from RefSeq and is a predicted model, not a curated record. Gene Ontology annotation, molecular function: guanyl-nucleotide exchange factor activity; protein binding. NCBI's taxonomy places the organism in Eukaryota, Metazoa, Chordata, Actinopteri, Pleuronectiformes, Pleuronectidae.
UGCAUACCAGAUGUGGUGUUAUAUGGUAUUAUUGGUUCAUUUGGGAGGUACGUGCAUGAGUGUGGCAGAUUUCCACAGAAGGCGGGAGGGGCCGAGGAAAGAGGUGUGGUAUAAUCACUCAACAAACUUUGACAGGCGUGUUUGUGUGUUCAUAUGCACGGGAGAGAUUGAGAGAGCGUUUGGGAACACAAAUGAGGAGAGCGGGAUGAGACGUGUGAGAUUCUUCUCUCUAGUGGAGGAUAUGAAGACGGCGAGGGAGGAAGAGGAGAGCAGGCGGAGGGACGAGAGGAAGGGUGGAAAACAGGGAUUUGGAGGAGAGAGGCUUGUCAGCAUCUCGCUGAAUGAGAUGGAGAGCUACUACAGAUACGCCCUGUGCUGUCAGCAGCUAUACAAUGACAUCAUGCAUAGGGAAGAUGGUCCUCUGUGUGCUGCAGAAAUCGGAUCUGAACUCCAGAAACAGUUUGCCAUCCUGCCAGGGGGCCGCGGAUUAAACGGACGCCCUAUCAUGGUCUUCCCAGAGUUCCCCGAGUUCAGCGAGCUGGAGGAGGAUGAGCUCCAAAGCGUCCUCGGCUACCUCAGCAGCGUCCCCAGCGGUGCCGCAUCGGGAGUGGGUUUCAUCCUGGUCAUCGACAGACGACUGGACCGAUGGGCCGCCGUCAGGGCUACCCUGCUCCGCAUCGCUGGCUCAUUUCCAGGGAACUUGCACUUGGUUCUGGUUUUGCGUCCCACUACUUUGUUGCAGCGGACUCUGUCAGACUUCCUGUUCAAGUUCAGCAGGGAAGAGUUCAAAAUGAAGGUGGUGAUGCUGAGUUCGGUGACUGAGCUCCAUGCUUAUAUCGACCCAGGACAACUCACCACAGAGCUGGGAGGCACACAGGAGUACCACCACGAGAGCUGGAUAUCUCACCGCACUGCAAUCGAGGCGUUCGCCCUCAUGGUGAAGACCACGGCUCAGACUCUGCAGGCGUUCGGCACUGAGCUUGCGGAGACAGAAUUACCAAACGACGCAGAGGCCACCACCAACCUGCUGCACACACACGCACUGAAGAAGGACACAAUGAAGGAGGACCUGCAGGUGGCGCUGUCUCAAGGUGGACGCCUGUUGGACUGUAUCAAUGAGCCUCUACAGACAGACCCCGAAUACAGCAUGACCCAUGAUGAGCUGGAGAAUUUGGAGACUGUGCAGAGACUCCUGGGUCAGCUGGACGAGACCGAGACGGCGUUCGAUGAUUUCUGGGAGCAUCACCGCACGAAGCUGGAACAGUGUUUGCAGCUGCGCCAUUUUGAACAGCACUUCCGUGAAGUGCGUGCUCAGCUUGAUGUGACCUCAGAAAGGCUUUCAGGUUUUUCCGAAGUCAGCGUCAGCCCCGCCCACGGCGAGCAUGUCCUCCGAGAGCUCGCCGGGCACGAGGAAAAGGCCUGUGACGUCCUGGACCGUGCUGUGUCCCUGGCCUGCGAAGGUGACAGGCUGAUAGAGAACUCGCACUACGCCGAGGACUCCAUCAGGCCGAAGUGCAGCGAGCUAAGGGGGGUGUGCGACGAGAUCAGCGCCACCCUGAGGUGCAAGAAGAACCUGCUGCUCAGGGCGAUGGAGAUGCACCACUCUUUGGAGAAGGCGUCACAGUGGUGUGAGGAGGGCAUCUUCCUAUUGGCCAACCAGCCCGUUGACCGCUGCCAGUCUCAGGACGGCGCUGAAGCGGCUCUGCAAGAACUGGAGCGGUACCUUGAAACGUUGCCGCUGCACACCCUCUCCGACCGCAGCGCCCUCUGCUGCCAGUAUGAAUCGGUGCUCACCACUCAGCUUAGGGACCAGGUAGAGAGAGUUUUCCAGAAGCAGGGCUCUGUGCAGGAGAUGUUCGAGAAGAGACGCAUCAGCUUGAAGAAACUCGCCGCCAAGCAGACCCGACCAGUCCAGCCAGUGGCACCGAGACCCGAAGUCAAGUCGCCGCACUCCUCGCCCAAUCAACAGAGAAAAGAGAGGAGAUACUCUGCAGAUAAUGCCCUCUGCAAAAAGGUGGAGUCUCCUCUACUUAAUGGCACCAGACACGCUUCUCUCUCAGAGGAAGAAGAAAACCUGGCAGUGCUUCGGCGUCACGUGAUGAACGAGCUGCUGGAGACGGAGAGAGCGUAUGUGGAGGAGCUGCUCUGCGUCCUGGAGGGCUACGCAGCAGAGAUGGACAACCCCGCCAUGGCUCCCCUCAUCCCCAGCACGCUGCUCAGCAAGAAGGACGUCCUGUUUGGGAACAUGUCUGAAAUCUACCAGUUUCACAAGAGGACGUUUCUAAAAGAACUGGAAGCGUACACUGACUUUCCAGAGCUGGUGGGCCGCUGCUUUUUAGAACGGAUGAAGGAUCUGCAGAUCUACGAGGCCUACUGCCAGAACAAGCCUCGCUCCGAGAGCUUGUGGAGGCAGUGCUCCGACUGUGCCUUCUUCCAGGUCAGCCCCCCCCCGCCGCCUCUCAUCUUUGCUGCGGCUCCACAACAACAAUUAACUCUUCUACAUCUUAAUCGUUUUGUGCUUUUUGUGAAUCAGGAGUGCCAGAAGAAGCUGGAACAUAAACUUGGUUUGGACUCCUACCUCCUUAAACCUGUCCAGAGAAUCACCAAGUACCAGCUUCUACUUAAGGAGUUGUUGAAGUACAGUAAAGGCUGUGAUGGCUGUGAUGACCUACAGGAGGCGCUCUCCUCUAUUCUUGGGAUCCUGAAAGCUGUGAAUGAUUCCAUGCACCUCAUCGCCAUCACAGGAUACGAGGGUAACCUCUCGGAGCUGGGCCGCCUGCUCAUGCAAGGUUCCUUCAGCGUGUGGACGGAACACAAGAAAGGCCACGCCAAGGUCAAGGACCUGGCCCGCUUCAAGCCCAUGCAGCGGCACCUGUUCCUGCACGAGAAGGCCCUGCUCUUCUGCAAGCGGAGGGAGGAGAACGGCGAGGGCUAUGAGAAAGCGCCGUCCUACAGCUUCAAACACUCGCUCAGCAUGAGUGCCGUGGGAAUAACGGAGAGCGCUAAAGGAGAUAACAAGAAGUUUGAAGUUUGGUGCAACUCCAGAGACGAGGUUUUUAUUGUGCAGGCUGCAACGCCAGAGAUUAAAACUUCGUGGGUGAACGAGAUCCGCAAAGUUCUGACCCAGCAACUCAAAGCGUGCAGAGAUGCCAGACAACCGAAGAUCUUAGACCCUGUUUCUAUGAGUCCCACCAGCAGCAGCAGCUCCAUCUCACUCAGCCCGUUCCGUAGCAGUGGUCAGAAGAACCAGAAGAAACAGGAUGAGAAGAAAGCCGAGCCGAGCCCGACCUCCGAUGCAAACUUCUCUUCCUCACCCAAACACAAAGAUGAACCGGUGACCAGUCCGACCACUGACAGGUCCUCUACGGCUAAAAAGCGUUUUACUUUACAGGGCUUCAGCAAUCUCAAGAGUCCAAAAGGCUCGCCCCUGAGCCCCGAACACGGCACCAAACGCCACCUGGUCAAGAGCGACCCCACGCCGUUUGGGUUCAAAGGCUGGAGCAAGACGUCUCUCUCGGUGGACGCAUCAGAAGAGAACGACGGCUACUCCAGCGGCGAGGACCCCAUUAACUCGGACCCCGAGGAUGACGGAGGAAAGAAGCUGGCCCCAGGAAAGUACACGGUGGUAGCAGACUGCGAGAAGGCGGGACCUCAGGAGCUGUCUGUCAAGAGUGGAGACGUGGUGCAGCUAAUCAGAGAGGGAGAGGACGGACAGUGGUUUGUGAGGAACCUUCGCAGCAGCAAGGAGGGCUGGGUGGCGGCGGCAAACCUCCUCAGCCUCAUCUCGGAGUCCAAGUCGUCGCAGUCGCUCAGCAGCUCAGACGGCAGCGUCUCCGGGAACAUCAGCACGUCUUCCAGCUGCAGCGAGACCUACACCAGCUUCUCCGACAUCAAACCCUGAACCGACUGCACUUUUCCCCCCGAACUCCACCUGAAAUCAUCGCCGGGUGGAAUUUCAAGAAACCUGAAACUGCCUCUGACAGAAUCUCAAUGCUCAAACACACCUUGCAGUUUGUCGGAUCCUAGCAACAUCUCCAAAGCAAUCAUCGUAUCUGUGGAUGUUAGCAGUGUUUUCAGCUGAACGUUGACUACACCCAGUUUUUCUGAGGACUCAUAGCCACCUUUCUCUAAAAUAGCUCAUUUCCACUCUGCAGUAUUACUCAUCUUAUUUCUUUGACAUUUAAAAAUAUUCCCGUAAAAAAGAUACAAGAGCUCAAUCCCCUUCUGUCUGGCCUUUUUUUAAUUUAUUUACAAUAAGAUAAUGUAGCAUUAAAGACAAAUUCAAAUACCUGCACUAAACAUGAGGCGUCAGCAGCUUACGAACCUGUGCAUCACCGCCAACAGGUAGUUUCUGAGCCGAAUGUCACACGGUACGACGGCUUGAGUGUCAGACACUGUGAAAAUGGCAGCUGGCUGCAACAUGAAGGAGAGAAAAGUGCUUUCUGUGCAUCUCUGAGCGUCACUGAGCAGGUGCAACGUUGUGGACAUGUAGCUGUAAGUCUUUUUAUGUGUAUGUGGGCGGAACACGGGCUGUUACAUCCCUAUGGUGUCUGGUGUAGAAGCAGUUUUUGCAGAAAGCUGCAUUCAACCAACGUUAACAAGAGCUUCCCUCAGCCCUUGUUUUGACUGCGAUGCAACUCAAUCUGAUGCCUCGCCAUGUUAAUGUCAACAACAGCGCCACCUGGUGGUCAAAUGUCCUUCCCUUCCAUCUUUGUUUUUGUGUGAAUGAAGGAUUAUCUAACCCAGCUCUGAACUACUUUGGAUUUACCUCUCAGGAAGACGUCAUGUGGGCAAGCAGGUGUGACUGCAUACCUGCGUGUGUCAACUACAUGUCUUUGUAUGUGUGCAUUCUUGCAUGUGUGUGUGUUGUGUGAUGCAAAUCCAGCAAGUGUCACAACCCCACCGAGAAAGGCUGUAAAACCUGUUCAGGAGGAAGGUGUUUCAGAUUUUCAGUGAUAUCUGUCAUGCUGGGUCUAUAUUUAGUUUGCAAAACUUUAUUGAGACCUUUAAUCUGGCCACUAGCGGAUCAGUGGAGUUAAGGCCGCUAAAGAAAACCCAGUAAACAUGCACGUGAUAUCUGCUGCACAGAUCCAGUUCUUUAUGUGUCAUGGCCGCCCCGCUCACCUAUCCUCUCGCUGCGAUGCAGCAGCAACAAAAGCCGGCUUUGUCCUCGUUCUCUGCUCCCGGCCCCGCCGAGGCAUGUGACAGCCGGCACUGCUCCGCAAGCGAGCGAGCAGGGCCGACCGGGGCCCAGACCUGCUCGACACGUUUGCGCCACCAACCCCCCGAGAGCAAUAAGCAUUUACUCGACACCACAAUGUAGCUUAGUCACUAUCUUGGUGGAGUUAAAAAACACAAAAACAAAUACUGAUUGUGAGUUAUAUAGCAGGGAAGGGGUGAGAAGGUCAAGGCCUGCAUGGUUAGUUGGGCCUGGUAGUGUAGAUGAUAACAGGUUGAUGGCACACCUCUGCCAAACAGCUGCUGUGACACACCCGUCAACACACAAACAUGUUUUAUACUCUCGGAUUUCUACUGUAUCCACAAGGUGCACUGUAAAACAAUCACAUCCUUCUCUCCACACUCGCUGUUGAACGUCUGACAAAUACACACCAAGAUGUCGCACUAAAACCAGCCGCACCCAGAACUCAGCUGCUGUGCUCAACAAAGCCAAGUUCAACACCACUGUGGUUUUGUUGGCCAUGAUUAGAGCUCUUGAUAUUGUUUCUUUUGUUUGAGAAAAUGCAUGUCGUCCUCUUGUGAAAGGAUAAGAGAUCCUCUCCAGAAAAGCUCUCGGACCUUGAACCAUGUGCUGCAAACCUGCAAGCUAACCUGUGGCGUUAUGUGUCGGUUCCGUGUUACACUUGUACAGUAGUUGUCCUCUCUAUACCUCACGUCCUUUUUCUCUCCAGAGCAUGCAUAUCUUGAAGAGGGUCAUGUUUCUUCUCGUGCGUCUCUCUCCGUGUCAUAGUCGACUCUUUUUGUGGCAUGCUCCUCAUCCGCCUCAAUUCCAAACCUCUCACAUCAGAGUAUUUUUUACCAGGCCCUGUUGUACAUGAUGAGAGUUUAUUUUCUGCCCUCUCGUUGAAGCUGACACCGGGCACUAAACUUGUCAGUGUUUGAUCGUGAUCACGCAGUAGAUCUUAUUGAAUUAUUCCCACUUCGCGCACAGAGUGAGGCGGGGAGAUCCGAAGGGUUAUUCUAUUUUUUUGUUUGUUUUUAUGCAGCACAUUGCAGCGACCACUGUCCUUAUUUCCUAUUGUAUAUCUACUGAGUAUGGUGUCGAUAUAAAGAUAUUAUAAUGAGACAUAUCUGUGUAUAUUUUGUAAAUAUGUAAGUCUGAAUUGUAUGUAAAAUGAAAAGCAGCUUUAAUAAAGUCUGACAUGGUUUCCUCUAUAA